AUGGCAACGGGUGUUGAAUUGAUUUUGGCCACAGCUCUAUGUUUAACCUGUGCCAAUGACACGGUGACCUAUCCGGAAGGUUUGCUCUGGGUGGAUAAAAAUUACGAAGUGGUUACAGAGGCCCCCAUAACGGAUGUACUGGAUAAGUCGCUGGAUGAUGCCCCGGCGGAGACCUUGAAUACCAUUCUGGAAAAGGCAGAAAAGUUACAAAAAUUGAAAUCUUGGCUGAGUGGACGCCACUUGAAAAUUGGUACCCUGGAAGAUUAUCCUCUAAGUUAUACUGAGACCCAACCGGAUGGCAGCAAGAAGGGAAUGGGGGUCUCUUUCAUUCUCCUUGAUUUCCUCAAGGAGAAAUUCAAUUUUACCUAUGAGGUAAUGGUGCCUAAGGGGAAUAUUAUUGGAUCGAAGGAUGACUUCCAAGGCAGUCUUAUACAAAUGUUGAAUGCAUCGGAAGUCGAUAUGGCCGCAGCAUUUCUGCCCUUACUUUCCGAACAGCGUUCAUAUAUUUUCUAUUCCACGACGACGCUGGAUGAGGGCGAAUGGAUUAUGGUUAUGCAGCGCCCUCGAGAAUCGGCCUCGGGAUCAGGUCUGUUGGCCCCCUUCGAGUUUUGGGUAUGGAUAUUGAUAUUGGUCUCGUUGCUGGCUGUGGGUCCGAUCAUUUACUUUUUGAUUAUUUUGCGGAACAAAUUAACCGGAGAUAAUAGUCAGAAGCCGUAUUCGUUGGGUCACUGUGCCUGGUUCGUGUAUGGGGCCCUGAUGAAACAGGGCAGUAUUUUGUCUCCGGUGGCGGAUUCGACACGUCUGCUGUUCGCUACCUGGUGGAUAUUUAUAACCAUAUUAACAUCAUUCUACACGGCCAAUUUAACCGCUUUCCUCACGCUAUCCCAGUUCACGUUGCCCUACAAUACGGUCAACGAUAUUUUGGCCAAAAAUAAACAUUUUGUAUCGCAACGGGGCAGUGGCAUCGAAUAUGCCAUAAAAUUGACCAACGAAAGCUUGUCUAUGCUAAGUGGCAUGGCGACACGUAACUUGGCCGUCUUUACCGAUGAUACGAAUGACACCCUGAAUUUGCGUAAAUAUGUGGAGAAAUAUGGUUAUGUAUUUGUGCGGGAUCGUCCCGCCAUUACCCAUGUCCUGUAUGAGGAUUAUUUGUAUCGUAAGACGAUAAGCUAUGAUAAUGAGAAGAUCCAUUGUCCCUUUGCCAAGGCUAAGGAACCAUUUUUGAAGAAGAAACGAUCAUUUGCCUAUCCGAGGAAUAGUAAUUUGAGUGAUCUGUUUGAUCGAGAACUCCUCAACCUCGUCGAAUCCGGCAUCAUCAAACAUCUCUCGGCCAAGGACUUGCCGAAUGCGGAAAUCUGCCCUCAAAACCUCGGCGGUACCGAACGUCAGCUACGCAAUGGCGAUCUGAUGAUGACCUAUUAUAUAAUGUUCGCUGGUUUUGCCACUUCGAUUGUGGUCUUCUCUACCGAAAUGCUAUUUCGUUAUCUCAACAAUCGGCGAGAAUCGAAUCAAUGGGCCACCACCCACGGGGUGGGUCGGACACCCAACGGAGGACUGCAUAAGCCGUCGAAAUGGUUUUGGCGCCGCAGCAGUGAAUCGAAUAAACAGUUGUUGGGUAGUUCGCAUUCGAAUAACAUCACCCCACCACCACCGUAUCAGAGCAUAUUCAAUAAUGGGAAAGGUUUUCAGGAGAAUACCAGCAUGCGGAGAUGGCAUCAUGCGGCAAAUUAUGGUGCCAAUGCGGCGGCGGGAGGUUUUGGGGUGCUGCGACCGGUUGGAAAUUAUUAUGGUAAUGAUGCGGCGGCUGGUAGUUCGAGGAAUUCAGGGGCUUUGGAAUCGACGGGUCUGCGGAAGUUCAUUAAUGGUCGGGAGUAUAUGGUGUAUCGCACGCCGGACGGGCUGAAUCAGUUGGUACCGGUAAGGGUGCCAUCGGCUGCUUUGUUUCAAUAUACAUAUACGGAGUAA
Messenger RNA from Musca vetustissima, 1965 nucleotides. RefSeq names its product glutamate receptor 2 (gene Ir76b). Gene Ontology annotation, molecular function: signaling receptor activity; ligand-gated monoatomic ion channel activity. Gene Ontology annotation, cellular component: membrane. The transcript is spliced from 5 exons. Bases 1 to 1965 code for a protein of 654 amino acids. The record is from RefSeq and is a predicted model, not a curated record. Lineage: Eukaryota; Metazoa; Arthropoda; Insecta; Diptera; Muscidae. Gene Ontology annotation, biological process: monoatomic ion transport.